GCCGCUGGGGCCAGUGGCAGGAGCGCAGCGCGCCGCCAGCCGCGGGGGGCGUGGGAUGGGGGAGGCAGGGGAGGGGGGCGCCCGCGCCGCCUAGAGCCAACUGCACACUUCAAAAGGGUGUCGGGCUGCGCUCCCCUCCCGCGGCCCGGGAACUUCGAAGCGACCCGUGCUGCCCCGGCUGCCGCGCUCCGCUCUGGGGCCUCGCAGCCCCGGCGUGGCCGCCUGGUGGCCAUGACCCGGGCACUCCGCUCCGUGCUCCGCCAGGCUCUCCUGCUGCUCGCCGCGGCCGCCGAGCUCUCGGCAGGACUGAAAUGUGUAUGUCUUUUGUGUGAUUCUUCAAACUUUACCUGCCAAACAGAAGGAGCUUGUUGGGCAUCAGUUAUGCUAACUAAUGGAAAAGAACAGGUGAUCAAAUCCUGUGUCUCCCUCCCAGAAUUAAAUGCUCAAGUCUUCUGUCAUAGUUCCAAUAAUGUUACCAAAACCGAGUGCUGCUUCACAGAUUUUUGCAACAACAUAACACUGCACCUUCCAACAGCCUCACCAAAUGCUCCAAAACUUGGACCCAUGGAACUGGCUGUUGUCAUUACUGUGCCUGUGUGCCUCGUGUCCAUAGCUGCCAUGCUGAUAGCAUGGGCCUGCCAAGGGCGGUGGUGCACCUAUAGGAAGAAAAAGAGAUCCAAUGUGGAGGAACCGCUCUCUGAGUGCAACCUCGCAAAUGCUGGAAAGACCCUUAAAGACCUGAUCUAUGAUGUGACUGCCUCCGGUUCUGGCUCUGGUCUACCUCUGUUGGUUCAAAGAACAAUUGCAAGAACGAUUGUACUUCAGGAAAUAGUAGGAAAAGGUAGAUUUGGUGAGGUGUGGCAUGGACGAUGGUGUGGGGAAGAUGUGGCUGUGAAAAUAUUCUCCUCCAGAGACGAACGAUCAUGGUUUCGAGAGGCAGAAAUUUAUCAGACGGUCAUGCUGCGACACGAGAACAUCCUGGGUUUCAUUGCCGCUGAUAACAAAGAUAAUGGAACUUGGACUCAGCUUUGGCUUGUAUCUGAAUAUCAUGAACAGGGUUCCUUAUAUGACUAUCUGAAUAGAAAUAUAGUGACAGUGGCUGGAAUGAUCAAACUGGCACUUUCAAUAGCUAGUGGUCUAGCUCACCUUCAUAUGGAGAUCGUUGGCACACAAGGGAAACCUGCUAUUGCUCAUCGAGAUAUAAAAUCAAAGAAUAUUUUAGUGAAAAAAUGUGAAACUUGUGCCAUAGCAGAUUUGGGGUUGGCUGUGAAGCACGAUUCAAUACUGAACACUAUUGACAUACCUCAGAAUCCUAAAGUGGGGACCAAGAGGUAUAUGGCUCCUGAAAUACUUGAUGACACAAUGAAUGUGAAUAUCUUUGACUCUUUUAAACGAGCAGACAUCUACUCUGUUGGUCUGGUUUACUGGGAAAUAGCCCGCAGGUGUUCAGUGGGAGGAAUUGUUGAGGAGUACCAGUUGCCUUAUUACGACAUGGUGCCUUCAGAUCCCUCGAUAGAGGAAAUGAGGAAGGUUGUGUGUGACCAGAAACUCCGACCGAGUAUCCCAAACCAGUGGCAAAGCUGUGAAGCACUCCGAGUCAUGGGAAGAAUAAUGCGUGAGUGUUGGUAUGCCAACGGGGCAGCCCGCCUAACUGCCCUUCGUAUUAAGAAGACUAUUUCUCAACUUUGUGUCAAAGAAGACUGCAAAGCCUGAUGAUGAUGAUCGUGUUAAAAAGAAAUCUCUUUCAACUUUCUUUCCCAUUUCCCCUCUUUAUGUGAAUGUUUUGUCCUUUUUCUUUUUUGGUUCUACCUCAAAGAUUAUGCAGUACAGUAUUUAAGUGCCCACAGGCAGCAUGAAAAGGUAACUCUAAGCAUGAGCUGGACUUGACUUCGUCCAGUCUCCAUGUCCUGUUUAAUUUUAUUUUGAAAAGUAACACAUCAAUUCGUCUUUUUAUUUCAUGAGAAGGAACGACAAUUACAAAGUGUAAAAUAAGCUAUAUAAAAAUAAUAAAGUCAUUAAGAUUUUAUUUUACUUGAACCAAGAACACAUGAAUGAAUAGACAAAAAAAUGUAAAAACUUUUUUUUUCUCAAGAUGAAAAUACAUUCAUUGAUGUGAACUAGAGCAUGUUAUGUCUAAACAGAACUUUGGGUCAUGCAAUCAAAGGCUUUCCCUUUUUAGAUUAGCAGGACCUUUUAAAAAUAGUAAAUAUUGCUCUGAAUUCUAAAAUAUAAAACACAUGAAAGUGGAGCUGCUCAGUGGAAGAUGUGAGUGAGGUCAGAGUCCCACUUGCUUGGUCUCUCCUCUGCCAUUCCCAUACUGUUCACAGUCCAUUGCUGCAGCCAUCCCUGGGGCAGGGAGUUUGCAAGCCGCUGACCUUGUGACUUCCUCUCAUUUAUAAAAGAGACACCUGAUAGGCUGGGACACUGAGAAAUGUCUCAAAGUCACACAGCUAAAGGUAGAGCUAUUAUGAAAUCUUAUGAUAAUCAACACUGACAGAGCCAGCUGGCCUCCUACUUUUUCUUGAAUUCCUGUAAUUCUUCUCUCCCUGUGAACAGUUUUUACUGUGAUAUUGGUAGUUUUGUCAUUCAAAAGUCAUAGAGUUAUUUCGCAGGCUCACAAUACACCUGUAUGCAACCUUAGACCAUCUCUGUUGACAUUUUCCUCAGAGAAGUAUUCGUUACCCCAUUUGUCAAUGAGUAUUAACGUUUUUUUAAGUAAGUCCAGAGAUUAAUCAGACUCAACUCUUCAUUAUGUCAAGAUACCUUAAGAUGUAACUCAGAGGUUCCUAUUACUUUUGCACACACACAUUGAGAAAGAAAAGGACAGGAAAAAAAGAGGAAGCAAGAACAUAUUUUGAGAAGUGUAACAUGCCAAACUCUAUGAAGUAUAUCAGCAACAAUAAAUAGGUAUUUCAGAAUUACAGAAAAAUGCUCAUGAGAGUUUUGCCUUUAUUCUACCUUCUGUGGAGUGAUGAAUAUUUGGGGGGACAUUAAAUAUGUCCUUCAAAUCUGUAAUACUGCCUUGGUGAAGGAAUUUAACAUGGUAUCUUUUAUUGUUCUAAAACGUUUUUUUCCGAAACUCUGUUCCUUAGAGAAUUCUUCCCCUGAGAGGAUCCAAGAUCCAAAGUAUUCUAUGAUAGUUUCUUAAACAGUGAUACUGCACAUUAGCAUACAAUGUACUGUGAGGAGUAAAGUAAAUGUUAACAGUAAAGAAAGGUUACUUGAUUUUUUAAAACUGGAUUUCUCCAAUUAUUUCACCAGGGUGAAAUCCUUUUAUUAGGAGGAGGAAAAGCUUUUUCACUAUCCCAUGUUCAAGUGUUCUAAAAAGUGCAAUUUGACUUAAAAAAAACAGCGUUCUCUGAAGGCUAUACCCAUGUAUUUUCACAUCAUAGAGUAUAAUUUAGUGAUUAUGCUUCAUUUUGUUAUGUGACUAUGUUACUGAACCCAUCUUCGUUUGACUAAGUUGAAAAUAAAGAAGGCAAAAAAUGGACAGGUUUACAUAUACUUCCAUUCUCAUUCAUGCAUUCAUUCAUUUAUUAAAUCAUUUUGGAGCACCCCAUAUUUUGCUUGCCACAAUAUGGGGUGCAAGAGAGAAUAAAAAAACAGAGAGGUCCUGCCCUCAGGGAUUUUAAAGUCUAAUUUGGGAACAGGCAUAGGGAUGGGAGUGUGUGGGGGAAGAAAGUAAAUUGACAGAUAAAAUACAA
This is a messenger RNA of Otolemur garnettii (small-eared galago), 3704 nucleotides long. It is a transcript of the gene ACVR1C, whose product is annotated as activin A receptor type 1C. The record is from RefSeq and is a predicted model, not a curated record. Gene Ontology annotation, biological process: cellular response to growth factor stimulus; protein phosphorylation; nervous system development. The transcript is spliced from 9 exons. NCBI's taxonomy places the organism in Eukaryota, Metazoa, Chordata, Mammalia, Primates, Galagidae. Gene Ontology annotation, molecular function: ATP binding; activin receptor activity, type I. Gene Ontology annotation, cellular component: plasma membrane; activin receptor complex. Bases 232 to 1713 code for a protein of 493 amino acids.